Condylura cristata (star-nosed mole) is the source of this 8025-nucleotide messenger RNA. It is a transcript of the gene CDYL2, whose product is annotated as chromodomain protein, Y-like 2. Gene Ontology annotation, cellular component: nucleus. NCBI's taxonomy places the organism in Eukaryota, Metazoa, Chordata, Mammalia, Eulipotyphla, Talpidae. Bases 141 to 1661 code for a protein of 506 amino acids. Gene Ontology annotation, molecular function: transcription corepressor activity. The record is from RefSeq and is a predicted model, not a curated record. The transcript has 7 exons.
CACAGUUUACUCAACACACCACACACACUCGCACACACACGCGCGCACACACACGCGCACACUGGCCCCCUCGCGCACACGCACGGAGGGCGCGAGCGAGCAGACGCGCACACCCGGCGAGCCAAGUUCCGCAGCCUGGCAUGGCUUCUGGGGACCUUUACGAGGUUGAAAGGAUUGUAGACAAGAGGAAGAACAAGAAAGGAAAGUGGGAGUAUCUGAUCCGAUGGAAAGGCUACGGGAGCACAGAGGACACGUGGGAGCCGGAGCACCACCUGUUACACUGUGAGGAGUUCAUCGACGAGUUCAAUGGGCUGCACGUGUCCAAGGACAAGAGGGUCAAGUCCGGGAAGCCAGCCAGUGCUUCCAAGCUCCUGCGCGACAGCCGAGGCCCUCCAGUGGAGAAACUCGCGCACAGGCCUUCAGAAUCUGGCAAGAGCAAAGGGACUUCCAACAAACGGAAGCGGAUCACCCCCUCCCUGUCCAGGCCCAAGAAGGGGUACUCAGCCAAGCCCCCUGCUGGAGGUGACCGGGCCACCAAGACAGUGUCUUACAGGACUACCCCCAGUGGCUUACAAAUAAUGCCUCUGAAGAAGGCCCAGAAUGGGCUGGAAAAUGGGGAUGCUGGUUCCGAGAAAGAUGAGCGGCAUUUUGGAAACGGGUCCCCUCAGCCGGGGAUGGAUUUGAACGACUGCGUUGGGGAGCAAGACCUAGGCGAGUGCGAUGUUAAGCAUGCAGCCCUGGCGGAGAAUGGGCUUGGCUCCACUCUGACCAACGGGGGAUUAAACCUGCACAGCCCUGUGAAGAGGAAGCUGGAGGCCGACAAGGACUAUGUCUUUGACAAGAGGCUCAGGUACAGCGUCCGCCAGAAUGAGAGCAACUGUCGGUUUCGGGACAUUGUCGUGCGGAAGGAAGAGGGGUUCACACAUAUCCUGCUCUCCAGUCAGACCUCGGAUAACAACGCGCUGACCCCUGAGAUCAUGAAGGAGGUCCGGCGAGCGCUCUGCAAUGCAGCCACAGAUGACAGCAAGCUGCUGCUCCUCAGUGCAGUGGGCAGCGUGUUCUGCAGUGGCCUGGAUUACUCCUACCUAAUUGGCCGCCUGUCCAGCGACCGGCGAAAGGAGAGCACCCGGAUUGCUGAAGCUAUCAGGGACUUUGUGAAGGCCUUUAUCCAGUUUAAGAAGCCCAUUGUGGUGGCCAUCAAUGGGCCCGCCCUAGGCCUGGGCGCCUCCAUCCUACCCCUCUGCGACAUCGUGUGGGCCAGUGAGAAGGCCUGGUUUCAGACCCCCUAUGCCACCAUCCGCCUCACUCCCGCCGGCUGCUCCUCAUACACCUUCCCCCAGAUUCUGGGUGUCGCGCUGGCCAAUGAGAUGCUCUUCUGCGGGCGGAAGCUCACAGCACAGGAGGCGUGCAGCCGAGGUCUCGUGUCCCAGGUCUUUUGGCCAACCACAUUCAGCCAGGAGGUCAUGCUGCGUGUCAAGGAGAUGGCGUCGUGCAGUGCCGUGGUGUUAGAGGAGUCGAAAUGCCUGGUGCGGAGCUUCCUGAAGUCGGUGCUGGAAGAUGUGAAUGAGAAAGAAUGCCUGAUGCUGAAGCAGCUCUGGAGCUCCUCCAAAGGCCUGGACUCCCUGUUCAGCUACCUGCAGGACAAAAUUUAUGAAGUCUGAGGGCCUCGGCCCACUUGCCGCAGCGCUCAAGGGCAUCUGACUCCAGCUCUGCCCCGUGUUUCAGAAAUCGGAGCAGAGUGUGCCCGGCCGAGGAGUUUGUCAAGGCGUCUCUUAAAACCUAGGGUUGUGUCCAUUUCCUCGUGUCCUUUGCUUGUUCCUCAUUGGUUUGGUUUUGUCUCACAGAUGGGAAACGCAGCAUACUUGGCCUCCCCUGUGCCCCCACCCCCACUGGCUCCAGAGCUACCGAGGGCUAUGUCUUCCCAGGCCUCUGCCAGGGAUCGCUGUCCUGUCCCCACUUGCUGAAAUGCACCAUCCUGGUCCCGGGCGGGGACAAGCUGUGCCUCGCCCUCCUGACUCAGGCUGUGUCUACACAGUGCCUCUGAUUCGGAGACUUGGCUCUCUCUGGUUACAUGCAGAUCUGGUGACGGGGACAAUGCAUUUUAGGGAAUUUCCAGACCAAUGAACAAAAUGAUCAUGCAGAGCAACCCCAGUCUCCUCUCUGAUGCAGACCUGUGUGACUCUUAGGGCUUGGUCUCAAAACCUAAUUGAGUGAUUUACAAACCCAGAUAUUGUACAUUUAGGAAUGUUUUGUUAAAUAUAUAUUUUUAAAACAAUGUAAGUGGAAAUUCUGAUAAUUUAUGUGUACUAUAUGUAAAGCUAGUUUUGCAAAAAACAUGAACUACUAGGAAAAUGUUUUUUCUUUAAUCAGACUUAUUUAAUUUAUUUAUUUUUGUUUAUAUAUUACGAUAUCUGUCACUGACACAGAUAUUAUUUUCAUACUGCCCCGGACCAAAUCCCAAACCAGGUUCCUGCCGUUUGGUGCAUUCUAGCAAUGAACCAGGUAGAACUAAGAUGCAGAGAGACGGAAAUGGAAAUACUAGUGCGAAUAAAAGGAAAGCCUCUGUACCAGGUCCUCUGCAUGGAAAACAGUUGUCAGCUGGAACAACAUUUGUUCUUUAGGCUUGUGCUUAAGGGAAAUCUUGGGAGAGUUUUCUCUUCACUCUGCUGCCUUUCAGGAGACAAAGUGACCUCCAGGCUGAGCGGUGCUGGGACAAACCCAGGCCCUCACUGUGUGGUGUUGUGGGAGGUGAGGGAUAGUUCCUGCCCCGACUGACUACCUGGGCCCUAGGGUGUGACAUUGUUCUUUGGGGCAAAUGCUGACCUUGGUUUCAGAGUCCCUCUCGUCCCUGUGCACUGAGGUCUGGAGAAGGCUGCCCUGAGCUGUCAGUAGGUCUGAAUUCUUCUCGCAUCCACAAGCCCAGGUGAUGCAUUCUCCUGGAAGCUACACAUAAGGGAGCAAUAAUGGGGGUUCAUAGCUCCUGCUUUAGGGCUGCUGGGCUACCUGGGGACCCCAGGGCUGAAUGGAUAACAUCAGGCCAAAGUCUUUGCAUCACGGAGGGGUUGAGAUUGGUUUUCCUUGGUGAGGAGAAAAAGGAGAGGUUAGGGCAGAGAAAUGACAGGAGCAUGCUCUGGGUUGUGGUCACUUCCCAGAAAAGUUAGGUUCUCACGUGCAUUCGCAGAGGUCCCUCAUCUAUAUCCCUGCGUUGCCAUCUGCCUCCCUCGACCCUCCCUUGGACAGAGUUAAGUGGAGCCGUUAAGAGUUGGCCACAGCUGGAGAGGUGAGGAAGGCUAAGAAGGGGAAGUCAUUGCCACAGCUGCCUCCCUCCCCUGGUCCGUUUUCCUCCCCUAAAAGCUCAUGUAUCCUCUGGGAGAGACAGCUGGAGAAGCUUUAGGGCCUGAGCUUUGAGCAGGUUGUGUGCCUCCUUAGAACUGCAUGUCCUUUGCACAGUGGAGCUGAAGUUUCUCUUAACUUUUGAUCCCAGGACAACCUAGUUCCCUCUCAGGAAAGCCUUGUUUUUGAGUUUCCCCAUAACUUUGCAAGGGUCAGGGAGAAGAGGAAACCCCUUGCCUUCUUCCUUCUCCUUCAGCUGUGCUGUUUGGCCAUGGGGAGCCAGCAGGGGAUGGCACGUGUCUUGCACACACCCAGAGCAAGACAGAAUGGAUGUCCUGUGAACCCUUCCCUCAUCCGUGCAGGGUCCUGUGGAGCCUGCAGGUCUACGACAUCAACAUUUCUGCAGGGGAACACCCAAAGCCUGUGGUCACACCCCUGGGGUUUUGUCUGUUCCUUUGAGAAAGCAUCCCAGAGCCCCUGGAUAAACUUCCUACUUGUACGUUGUGGCAGAUAAUCUCUUCACCAUUGCUAAUUCUGCCACAGAAAAGCCCCUUGUUUGUCUUCUGUGUAAGGCAUAGAAGUUGUAGGAAGUGGGGUCAGGUUUUAUCUUGUUGGAGAUGGAAGUGAUGCUUCAGAAUCCCUUGCUCCGUGUCUGUCUCUGUUCCCUGCUAAAGGAAACUCAAAGGUUCUAUUUAGCUUUAGGAAUAACAUCAGAUCCUGUCUUGGAACCAACUCUGCAUGACGGCGGGAACGUGAAACCCUGCCUGAGGUGCGGCGCUUGCAGAUAAUUUGCAGGUCCUGGGUAUGACAGGAGGUGGCUUACAGGACACCUUUGUUUGUUUGUUUCUGUGUUGUAUUGUCAGCAUACAGUCACCCCAAGAAGGAUGUUCCACAAAUUGCUCAAAAGUUGGCGAAAUGUGUUUGCUGCAAACAGGGUAGACCAAACUACUGCCUUCUUUGCUUUCUGGAUGGUUGUUUUGAUAAUGUGUAGGUGAAAUCCAGGUAACUUAUCCCAAACCCACUUGGGGUAGAACAUGGUGGUGGCAGGGUUUAUCCUGACAGCUUUCUCCAGACAGGACUCAGGCUUCCUUCUUUAUCUCGUAGUUCAAUGCCCUCCUGUUCCCCAUAGGGUGCCCUUUCCCCUCCUCUUGCUCUGCUUUGCCCCCAACCCACCCUUGUCUGUCACAUGCCAGAGCUGGGGAAAGCCCGUGGGGGGAUGUUGCUGGUCUUGCCAACCCCAUACCAGAAUGACUUUUGGGGUUGAAAGAACAGCUGUGUGUCUUCUUUCGUCAAGGAAACUUGUGGCCAGUCUACUCUGUGUCUACUCGUGAGCUAUGCGUGAAAGUCUCUUUCCUCUCUGCUCCAGCCCCUGGCAUCUUGUUCCUGCAACCACUCCAGGAUGGUUUGCAGAGCAUCACUACAGUGGCCAGACCCCCCUCAACAUUUGGAAGCCACAGACUAAUGCCAAGGUACUCACACAUCCCUUUUGGCUUUGGAAUAAUGUUUGUGGGUAAAAACUAUCAAAUAUUAUCCUCUAAGAAUGAAAUUGGGGAACUGUGAGAAGAUUGUAGAGAAUUGAUUUGAAAUACUAUUCUUGUUUGGUAUGGCGGAAACUAGGAGAUGUUCUCUCUGAAGCAUGAAAAUAGGUUUUUCCCACAUGAAGUUGAGGGUGAGGAUGGAAAAAUAACCAUCACAAUAGACUUUGAUCAAUGCAGCUGUAUCUUUGAAUAUCCACGUUUAAAAACAGCCUUGACUGAAGACUGAAUUGCAUUUCCCAUUAUUAACUGUUGGUUUAAAAAAAUUUGCAAACUUUUUUUUUUUUAAUUUGAAAUUUAGUCACAUUCAUGAAAUUUUCCAAUCUAGUUUCUGUAGAAAUUUUUGUAACAAAGAGAGACAAAUAGAACCAUCUUCGAAUCUUCCUAAGUGAACAUUUAAAAUGCAGAAUUGCUUCUCUUACUGUGUUUCUGUGUUUCUAUUCAGAUACUUAGAUCUGUUGUAUAUAUUAGUUUAGACACACUCACUAAUAUACACAGUAUUUAAGACUCUAAAUGAGAUUUCUUAAGUAUUUUAUUUUCUUCUCUGUAAAUGGUUUUGUAUAAUCUUUAAAAAUCUACACUUUGCCUUUGUAGAUAUUUAAGGGAAACCAUUUGGGGGUUGUCUUGCAUGUAUAUUUUUGUUGUAGAUAAGUGUUGCUUAGUUAUUUCUGCAAAUUUUGGUUGAAAUGCUUACAGACUUUAAUACAGUAUAUAUUUUCAGAAUAUAAACUUUUAUAUUUCUGUGAUAAGUUAGGAUAUGCGUUCUAGGCAAUCUUUUCCAUCAAUAUCACUUGUUCUUUCAGAAAAUAGCAUACUGGUUUGGUGCCAAUGUUGUCCCUCACCCCCCUCCCCAUUCGAAUCUAAUGCUCUUACAUUGUGAAAGAGCAGGUUAAUUUAUUUUUUUCUCAAAGUAAUUGAGUUCGAAGUAUAAUUUGAAAAUGUAUUGAAUCUGUGAAUAAGCCUUACCAUUAGGAUCAGUAAAUUUCCCAGGCUUCACAACUACAUAUGUAGUUAAGACCUCCUAUACAUUCUCACUGUGUGGCAGUUGAUGGAUUUUGUGAGCAGAGCCUUAAGCUUGUUGCAUAAUACAAACAAACAAACAAACAAACAAAAAAAUAAGGGUAAUACGGGUUGUUUCUUCCAAACAACGGGAGCCACGUUGAUAGGCUAAAUGUAACCACCAGUCACGGCGAGUCGGAAGGGUUUGGUUGCGCCGAUGGCAGCAAGGGCCAGACGGGCACCUUGGUGGCUGGCCUUGGCCAUAUGCGUGGGCCAAGGACAGGUUUGCCUAGCCACGUGUGGCUUAGUUUAGGUAUGGUCACGGGGAAGGAUGCUGGUUCAUCUUUUGUUCUGAACACAUGCUCUGAUCUUGGCAGUGACCUUCUUGGGUUCCUGGUGGGUGAUCUGGAACAGUCUGGCUGAGGUCAGCAGUCCUUAAGAGACGUUAACAAAGUUUACACAUGAGUCUUACUGUACAGACAAUCUGGAGGCGAUUUUGGUGGCGGCAUCAGCAUUCCCCUGUGUCCGGAGUGUCUGAUCCAUGAACCUUGGGUGUGAUGCCCUGCUCAGUGUGAGCUUAGCAAGCGGGGCACCUGAGACUCAGAACGGACACAUCAGCUUGUGGACAGAUGUCCACCAUAUUUGCUGAAGCAAAUCAACUAGAAUUUGGAGCUACAUAUUUUUUCCCAGUUAUGAUUCCUUUCAAACUUGGCAUGCUUCCAUAGUUAUGAACUGACUCUCCUUCCCAAGGUUUAAAAGAUGACCUUGAGAACAGGGCUAUAGGAUGGCUAAGAUCAAAUAUGUUGCCUGGCUCAUCUCUAGCAAGAGGUGUUCAUACAGUCAGCGUUCCUACGAUUAGCCUGGAGAUAUGCCUCAAAUUUGUUUACAGACAAUAUAAGUCUGGGUUCAGCUUCAGCUCUGGCAUCCCUGUGGGUUGACCAGACCCUGCCUGGUUGGCUGGUCAUGAAGGUAGACCUCACAAAGAGGACUCCAGGAUGUUCAGAGUAUGUAAAGUUUUCCAUUUAGUGUUUGAUUUGUCCCUGUGCCAUCUGUCUCAGCUUGAAGUCAUUCACCGGCGUCCAUGUUGAUAGGAUUGUGAAAUAUAUUGCCUUUCAUAAAACCAAGGACCAAAGAAUUCCAUUUUCAACAAAGCACGAGUUUCAUAGGUGGUGGCACAUCUGGAGAUGGGCGUGUAAGCAUGCUCUCUGGCACGGAGAAGCUGCUGGAUUCCACAGCCUCCCCUCCCCCGCCCCCACCCUCCCGGCUGGCCAUACAGAUAGAUUUGUUGUCUCCUUGACAAGGCUCCGAAAGAUGAGUUUCUCUGACUGAAACUUGCUUUCUCAGGUGAGGUGGGUGUUUCUGCUGUGUAGUCUCAGCCUGUAUCCAUAUCAUAAAAUGUGGAGAUCUGGCAUUCUUCCAGGUUUUCUGAGCAGUGUAGAUGGCUCCAUCUGAAGAGAAACCCUCAGUGCAAGUUCUUCAGAUGUAUCUACACUGGGCAGCAAGAUCCUGCAGUUGCCCUAUUUCCACGUGCUUUGUGUUCUACAUCGAUCCAUCCAGUCACUGUUUGGCAUGAGAAGAAUUUCCUUUCCAUUCCCACACCAGGUGAUGCUCCAUUCUCAUUCAUGAUGACACGUUCAUCCAUGGACUGGUUGCAAAGUCACUGAUGCUGAACAAGUGGUAUUCUACUGGUAAGGCUUAUCACCAAACUUCUGAUAAUGAAGCAGGCUACCAAAAACGUACCCAGCCCACCUAGGAGUGUUGGGAUUUGACCAUGGACGUAGCGCACACACCAAAAUCCAAGGAGACCUUUGCAAAUUAGGCUACUUGUUUUAUUUUGCCAGGUUAUCAUGGGAGAGUCUUUAACUAGUUCUGAGUCUUUGUAAGUAUGAGUACUCCAUAGAAUUAUAAAGCAGGUACAGCUGACCCUUUCUCACCACGCUGUAAAUAUUUGUGAGACUGGGUGCAGUACUGAGGGAUAUAAUCUUCUGACUUAUCAAAUGCUGACUGUCUAGAGCAAAUCGUACACUCUCUUUGUGAAUGGUCCUGUAACGUGUGUGAACACAUUUCUGGGUGCCUUAGAAGUUGUAUUUUUCAUGUGUGCUAAUAUGCAGUAUUUAUACAUUGUGAGAGGCUGCUUUGAAUAAAAAGGUUGAAACUU